UGUUUUUAAUUUUGUUUGUUUGUUUGUUUGUAAAUCAGAUGUUGUUGUAUGAUUAUCACCAUCAUGUUGAUCAACACUGUUGUUAAAUCGCGGCUUAAUUUUCUCAAAUAUUGCCGUCGAUGUCUGUCAUCUUCUAAUCAAUCAAUUCCCCAGCCAAAAUCAGAUAGUGAUGGAAAAAGCAAACAAGACGAGACUACUACUUAUUAUACGAUGGGUGAUACUUUGGUUGAACCGAUUCCCAUUAAAUCAUUGAAUAUUUUGUCCCGAAUUGAAACCUAUGAGAAAUAUGGAUCAUCAUUCAAAAAUCUAUUUCUUGGUGUGCCCGAUACGGACCUGUUAAGCUUUCCAUUUUUGCUGAAAUCACGUAAAGAAUUCCUAGAACUGACCGAACAAUAUGAAAUGGUACGAACAACGUGGAAUAAAAUCAAAAAAGAUGAACAAACAUUGAAUCUAUUGAAUUAUAAUUCACUAUAUAAACUGAGCGUCAGUGAAAUGAUGUUCAUUUUCGAAGCAAUUGGUGCUAGUGUUGAGAAAAAUCUACCAUUCGGUACCAAAGAAGAUGAAGAGAAUCGUUUCGAAAAACGAUUAUCAAAAACAUUCAAUAUUGAUCCGACAUCGAAGAAUCGAUUCAAUAUCGGUGAAGCGGCAUUCUCUAGUUUUCAUAAUUUACGUGAAGCCAUAGAAACAGUAGUACCAUUGAUUGAAAGAAAUGCAAUCGUCUAUUAUGCAUUGAGUCGUUCUUCUAAUGAUCAUAUGAAAUCAAUACUUGCCAACAAUACAAACAUUGCAUUUGCAUUCGAUGAAGAUUUUGAUUCCGAUCGAACCGAUAUCAAAAUUGAUAGCUGGUCAAGUCAAGCUCGAUUAGCAAACGAUUUCAAUUCCUGGGUAAUCACGGGUCGAAAAAACAACAUUAUCAACGGCAAUUAUUCACAUUAUUUGAUUUUCACCAAAACCAAUGAUUACACCGAAGUGCAAGGUUUGGAUAAACUCCAAAAUGAUGUUGGAAUCAUUGCUUUGCUAGCGCCAGCCAAUCAAGUCAAAGUAGAAUUGGAUGCACAAGAUUUUUUAGCCAUCCAACAUCAACGUAUCAGUUUCGAAGAUUUGGAAUUGUUUCGUGAUUCAAGUGAAGUGAUCAAUGCCACCAAGAAUCUUGCUGAAUUCAACAACGUAAAAGGUUGUGGACAAUUGGCUGUGUCAGCUUUCAUCUUGGGAUUGCUCAAACAAUUGCAAAAAAAUACCUAUGCUUACCUGGUGAACAAUCGAUUAGGAUUGACUGAUUGUGAAUUUGUUCAAUAUAAAUUGUUUGCUUCUACUUGUAAGAUAUACGGGCUCGAAUCAAUGAUCUAUUUAACUGCUGCCAUGUAUGAUUCAUUCGAACGAGGUGCCAAUCUAGGUGGCGAAUCAAUCACAAUCAAAACGAAAGCCGUGGAAUAUGCGUAUGAUGUUAUCGGCGAAUUACGAUCAUUAUUCGGUUCACGUUAUCCAUUCUCAUCCACCGUUUAUGAUUUAAUUUAUUAUCUAGAUUCAUUUCUCGAUUGUUCCAUGAAUAAUCGAAUGUUAAUGGCCAAUGAAGCAGUGAAACAUUACAAGACAUUUGAAGAUAUGACACUGAAUCGAUUUAAUUUUAUACCGAAAGAACCGAUUAAUACAAUCAGACAUUAUUUGAAACAAAGAAAACUUCGUAGAUAUGAAACCUAUUUAACGCGAGAAAUGACCAAAUACGUUCAUCAUAAUCUACAUGCAGCAUGUGAUUGGAUCGAACAUUUGAUCAAUCUUUUGCAAUUUUCUAUGCACUAUCUUUCUACCAUUCAUCAAGAGAAAUUCCAGCAACAACAAUUUGAUCUAAAUCGAUUGGUAGAAAUGGCAAUGGAUAUUGAAAUGAUGAUUUCAUGUUUAUCACGUGCCAAUCAUGCCAUCUGUUAUGGCAUCAGGAAUGGACAUUCAGAAAGAGAUAUUUGUAUGGCCAUAUGUAAAGAAUUGUUUCUUAAACAUUUACAAACCUUUGAAGCGAUUGAUAAACGUACGUUGAUCGAUAAUAAUGAUUAUUGUCGACGAAUAUUCGAAACAAAUAUGAAUGAAAGAGGUUAUUUUCCUAAAUUAUUUCAAGUUGAGUAAAUGGAAUAAUAAUCAAUUAUAUAUUAUUAAUAUGUAUUUGUAUUUCAUUUAUUCAAAAUGUGUGUGUAUUGGUUUGUUGGUUGAUUGGUUGGUAGUGGUCAAAUCAAAAAGUUCUUACAAAUAAACACAAAAAUUCAAAUUA
Molecule: messenger RNA, 2257 nt
Organism: Dermatophagoides farinae (American house dust mite)
Lineage: Eukaryota; Metazoa; Arthropoda; Arachnida; Sarcoptiformes; Pyroglyphidae
Product: complex I assembly factor Egm, mitochondrial
Molecular function (GO): oxidoreductase activity, acting on the CH-CH group of donors
Source: RefSeq, a predicted model, not a curated record